Molecule: messenger RNA, 1612 nt
Organism: Aspergillus homomorphus CBS 101889
Lineage: Eukaryota; Fungi; Ascomycota; Eurotiomycetes; Eurotiales; Aspergillaceae
Product: MFS general substrate transporter
Exons: 10
Coding region: 1-1554 (517 amino acids)
Biological process (GO): transmembrane transport; basic amino acid transport
Cellular component (GO): fungal-type vacuole membrane
Molecular function (GO): basic amino acid transmembrane transporter activity
Source: RefSeq, a predicted model, not a curated record
AUGGCAGCGCAUGAACAUACUCCUUUGUUGGCCAAAGGCGACCGGCAGAAGUCGACCAAGAAUUACUUCUCCAAGAUCCUGGCUGGCUUAGUCGGUGUUUUCCUCGCCAGUGCGGAUAAGUCCAUUCUGCUAGCAACCCAAGGGGAGAUUGCUUCGUCGUUACACUCUCCAUCCAGUGCAUCGCUGCUGUUAGUAAUUUACAAUGUGGGAUUCUGCAUCGCAUUGCCUGUGUAUGGUUUUCUAAGUGAUAUCUAUGGCUGCCGACGGUUCCUAUUAUCAGCGUAUGCCUUGUUCGCGGUGGGAUGUCUGAUCUCUGGAUUUGCUACCACCUUAUGGCCCUUUGUGCUGGGCCGUUUGAUUUCUGGAAUGGGUGGUGCCGGCAUGACUGAUCUACUCUCGGUCCUCGUGAACGAGAUCUUUGACAUCACGGAAGUGGCAUCAGUGCGCAGCUACAUCAUCGCAGCUGGCAUUGUUGGGCAGGGCUGUGGAGGGCCUUUGGGGGCCCUUGUCGCCGACAUGGUCGGUUGGAGAUGGUCUUUAAUCGGGCAAACACCCAUUGCAUUUCUGUGUCUGGCUCUCGCACAGUGGCAGUUCUCGACCACUUCCCCAGUCGAGACACGUUCCGACAGGAAGCUGAGCUUGAGGCAGUUUGAUUACUUUGGGGUUGCGUCCUUCUUUAUUCUAGUUACGUCUUUCAUCCUGGCAACCACAGAGGGGGGCAUCUCCUAUCUUUCGUCUAGGACGUGGGAGCUGCUAGCUGUCUCGGGGGUAUUCCUCGUGGUGUUCAUGCUUAUUGAACGCUUUGGGACCAAGUACCCCAUCAUUCCACCCUCCGUUGUUUGUUCGCCCGGACUGAAGGGAAUCUUCUGCGGGCAGAUUAUCUACUUCGCCACCGUCACUACGAUCCUAAACAACCUCCCUCCCUACCUCUACCGAAUUGACCAUCUCUCCAACUCGGCGAUCGCCGUGCGCAUCUGGCCUGCGGCGCUCGGCCUGAUCUCCGGGUCGAUUAUCGCCGGCAAAGCCAUGAGCAAAAAACUUCAAUACCGCAAGCUCUCCCUAAUCGCCAUUGGGAUCACCUUCCUCUCUCUGACCGUGAUGACCAUCCGCUGGCUCCACGGCAUUCACGGCGUCGAGGUCUUCUACUGCUUCCCCUGGGGCGUCGGAGGCGGCCUGCUGCUGUCGGCGCAGUUCAUCGCGCUGACGAUCCGGUCGCCCGCAGAGCAGCUCGCCAGCGCGAUCGCAGUCUAUCAUCUCUCGCAGCAGGUGGGCCAGAUCAUCGGAACGAGUGUCAGCGCCGCGGCGCUGCAGCAUCUGUUUAGAUGGCGGGUGGAAGUCGGGCUGGAAGAUAUGCCGCUGGAUAAUAGAUCCCAGUUGAUCGACCACAUCGUGCAGGAUUACAAGUUCACAGAGAAGUUGGCACCGGCGAUUCAGGCUGUGGUGCAGUCAAGCUAUAUCGAGGCAUACAGACUGAUUCCUGCAUCAGCCCUAAUCCUCUCCGGAAUCGUGGGCGCGUUGAUCAUUUUCUCGAAAGAGAAGAAGACCAUGUCGUAGACAUAGUUCAUACUUAAGUAAUUGAUGGAAUAGAGAUAAAGGAUGUAGAUUAAAUUAG